Messenger RNA from Dalotia coriaria, 1399 nucleotides. RefSeq names its product CDK-activating kinase assembly factor (gene Mat1). Gene Ontology annotation, molecular function: cyclin-dependent protein serine/threonine kinase activator activity. Lineage: Eukaryota; Metazoa; Arthropoda; Insecta; Coleoptera; Staphylinidae. Bases 216 to 1169 code for a protein of 317 amino acids. Gene Ontology annotation, biological process: regulation of transcription by RNA polymerase II; positive regulation of cyclin-dependent protein serine/threonine kinase activity; nucleotide-excision repair. Gene Ontology annotation, cellular component: transcription factor TFIIH holo complex. The record is from RefSeq and is a predicted model, not a curated record. The transcript is spliced from 2 exons.
CUAUUGCUGGAAAAGUAAAAUUUUGCGCAAAUUUAAACAUUUACGAUAUAUAGGUAGAUUUCUGUACUUGAUGGUGAACAUCUGUGUUUCCGUAUUCUAACCUAGUUGUUUUCAACCGGUGUUAAUUGAAAGAUAUGUACUUAUCUAAACCUUGUUUAUCCCUUGAUAUCUUUAAUUUUUGCAAGUCAUAAUUAAUAAAUAAUUCACAUAUCAUAAUGGAAGACACAAUUUGUCCAAGAUGCAAAACCACCAAGUUUCAAAAUCCGUCCUUAAAGAUGAUGGUGAAUAUAUGUGGCCAUGCACUCUGUGAAAGUUGUGUGGACUUAUUGUUUCUAAAAGGCUCAGGUGCGUGUCCUGAGUGUAGAAUUCCUUUACGCCGAAAUAACUUUCGAAUACAACUAUUUGAAGACCCAGCUGUAGAGAAAGAAGUUGACAUACGUAAAAGAGUAUUAAGAGAUUUCAAUAAAAAGGAGGAGGAUUUUUCUUCUUUAGCUGAAUACAAUGACUAUCUGGAAGAAAUUGAAACCAUUAUUUAUAAUCUAAUGAAUGAUAUUGAUAUUAUAGAAACAAAUAAAAAAAUUGAGAUGUAUAAAAAAGAAAAUAGGGAAUUAAUAAUGAAAAACAAAACUAAACUUGGCAGGGAAGAAUAUGAAUUGGAGGAAAUUAUAGAACUAGAAAAGCAGCAGGAAGAAUUACGGCGAAAUUUCAUAAAAAUGGAAGAGGUAUCAUCCAAAAAGAAAAAAAUUACCCAGAAAGAGGCUCUCAUUGAUGAAUUAAUGUUCUCAAAUGCAAAUGCUUCCAAUAUUGUUGAACACUUUGCACAAAGCAAGCAACAAGAAGUAGAUGUCAUGCCCGACAUGAAAAUGCCGGAGAAAUUGUCGCACUUCUCAACCGGCGUUAAGUUUGGUGCAUCAAUAAAUUCAUCAUUCCUCCCAGUAAAGAUUGACGAAGGGCCCUUGUUCAUCUACAAGCCGGUUUCAUUAUUAAUCGACGGACCACGACCGCCUGCCACUAAGGAGAUCAUUAACGGUGGAUUUGUGAAUCACAUAAGGCAAGAAACAAAUUCGGAACGUGCGGGUGGAUUUAAAGCGCAUAUAGCCUGUCAGCGAGCAUUACAGGACGCGUUCGCAGGUUUGUUUCAUGUGAAGCGCUCACCGACGGCGGAGUAAAGAGAUUAGCAGCCAAAAGUUAGUUUUAAAUAAAACAGACUUUAUAAUAAUAAAACGAAAACAAAAUAUGCAAUAUUGUACAUGUAACAAUUAUAAUGUUGUACUCUUGGUUUCAUUUUCAUGACCAUUUCUUUCAUUAAUCAAUAAUAGUAAUAGUAAUUGAGGGGGAGAAAAAUAGUCUCACUUAAACUAGCACUGUACAAAUGUAUACAUACAACAAACUAAACCUU